UUUCAGGACAUCAUCAGUAAUGUCUAACAAGGAAUUAUUGUUGCGUGUUGAACACGUGAAAUAUCGUAUGCCAGGUGCUGCUAAAUCGCCUAUUGGUACCUUUUAUGUUUACGAAGAUCGGAUUGAGUGGCUGGAUAAUGCUUCGGACGAGAAGCUUGUCGUCUUUUUUAGCGAUAUUAGAGGACAGCGAAUUUCGCCACCAAACAAAACGAAAACACAGCUCCAAAUAUGUAAGCAUGAUGAAGAACAAGCAACAUUUGUUUUCGUUAACCCACUUGGGAAGGAGAUGCAUGUAAAAGACCGCGAUUUGGUAAAAGAAAUGUUACAACAGGCGCUUAUACAUCAUAGACAGAUCGUUAGUCAGAAUGCUACACAGUCGCUGAAGUACAGUAAAACGAAAGAGUUAGAGGCAAAGAAGAAGAUUUUAGAACGCAACAAACAUUUGCAAGAACUAUACAAACAUUUGGUUGCGUCGAAACUGAUAUCUGCUCAAGAUUUCUGGAGCGAAUAUUAUCAAAAUAAGGAUGCAGACGGCGGGAAACUGGGUGUUUCAAGUGGGUUCCUAAGCAGCAUUGCGCAAUCCGAAGGCACGAACGGAGUCAAAUUAAAUCUCAACAUUGAUACAAUUCAGAGUAUAUUCAGAACCUACCCAGCAGUAGAAAGGAAGCAUCUGGAACUUGUGCCACACGAAAUGACAGAGCAAGAAUUCUGGGCCAAGUUUUUUCAAUCACAUUACUUUCAUCGUGAACGUGAGGUAGCGCCUAGUCCAUCCGAUCCAUUUGCUGACUGCAUUAAAGCUGAUAAUGCAGAAAUGCGUAAACUAUUGGAUACGAAGAUUGCUCAUAAAACUCUCGAUUUUUCGUACAUCCACGAUGAUCCUUUAAUUAACAACAUAUCAUCUUUAUCGGAGUAUGCUUCGUCAACAAAAGACACCCUGAUGAAAAGGUUCAAUUAUCAUUCAGAGCGGGUUCUGCUAACUACUGCCGAAAAUGAAGUACCAACUGUUGCCGAUUUGGAAGGACAAAUGAAUGAAGAAAGCACAAAAAUAGAUCCGAAAUCAAGGGAAGAGGAUGAAAAUGAAAUAAUGUUAGAAAGUGAGGAGUUGAGAUCAGAUAAGCAUGAGGAGGAAUUAGACCUUAUUUCAUUCGCAGUGGGUGGUGUAGUCAGACCAGCAAAGCAUUAUACUGAUGGACAAGCACGAGCUUAUCGGGAUAUUGUGCAAAGGGUAUGCGAAGCUAUGCCAGAGAACGAUGAUUAUGAUGACGAUUUAGAGGACGAUUCGGAUAGUGAUUAUGAAGAUCUCUUAAGAUUAGCCACUGCUGUCACGGAAGCAUCAGGUAAGAACAUUACAUCAGAGUUGACUGCAACAGAUUUGGUUGACCUACAAGCAAUCCAUGAUUCUGUUGCCGAGCUAUUGAAGCAUUUCUGGAUGUGUUUUCCGCCGAUGAAUCCUGAUAUGGAUGAAAAAUUAAAAAGGAUGAAUAUAACUUUGCGGAAUUUUGAAGAAACUAAAAUUGCUUCAGCAGAGGAACGAUUUGGGAAAAAAAAUCUUGCACACUGUCGACAAAUGCUCAGUUUCGCUUAUGCGCGUUAUGACGCAUAUUUGCAGAAAAAGAAGAAGUAGGUCUUUUGUUAGAUCUAGUUUUUGUUUUUGGCGAAUGAAGGUAGCUGUAAAUGAUUUUCUGUAUGAGUAUACUUGCUUAGAAAAUAUCGAAUUAUUGCGUGGGG
This is a messenger RNA of Loa loa (African eye worm), 1728 nucleotides long. RefSeq names its product BSD domain-containing protein. The record is from RefSeq and is a predicted model, not a curated record. Gene Ontology annotation, biological process: transcription by RNA polymerase II; transcription by RNA polymerase I; nucleotide-excision repair. Gene Ontology annotation, cellular component: transcription factor TFIIH holo complex; transcription factor TFIIH core complex. The coding region runs from base 20 to 1624 and encodes 534 amino acids. The transcript is spliced from 12 exons. NCBI's taxonomy places the organism in Eukaryota, Metazoa, Nematoda, Chromadorea, Rhabditida, Onchocercidae.